UCGGUCGAGCGAGCGGCCGACGAACCGUACUCGAACCGCUGUUGGGCUGGCGGAUCCCGUACGGUUCGCCGCUGCCUCGCAAGACAACACGCGUGCGGCUAGAUAACGGCAAACACAUUGCAUUUCAGAACAGACUCACUGGCAUCUUGGAUCAGAUGAGCGCUUUUCCUUGGGAUUAGCGUCCAGGCCGCUCGCCGUUGGCAGGGAAAGUUCAACGAAAAUUGCACAACGAAGCGUUGCACCCUCCUCUUCAUCACCAUAAUGCCCAGCUGACGAGGUCGCUGCAGAAAGUUGGGGUGCUUCAAAAGCGAGUGAUGUGAUGGAAGCGGACUCAGUGUUUUUUUAUUAAGGGACCUGACGCCUUUUCCGCGGUGACGAGUAUCAUGACCACCACAGUAGCCAAUGGCAACGAUAACAAGCAGUUCAAAGGUGACCCCAGGGGUCUCGGGUUACCAUCCAGGGUGGUCCACAUCCGCAAACUUCCCGAUGACAUCGUGGAAGCGGAGGUCAUCGGCCUCGGCGUUCCCUUCGGAGACAUCACCAACCUCCUCAUGCUCAAAGCCAAAAACCAGGCCUUCUUGGAGAUGUCGUCUGUGGAGUGCGCUCACAACAUGGUGUCUUACUACUCAGCUGUGCUGCCUUUCAUCCGCAACCAUCCCGUCUUUGUGCAGUUCUCCAACCACAAGGAACUCAAGACGGAUCACUCCCCCAACCACGAGGUAACACCGCCGCUAAGAACUGUUAAAGUUGCUCAAGCGAUAGCGUUUGACCAAGUCCCCGCUCCCCUGUCUCAGAGGGCUCAAGCGGCUCUGCUUGGCUCUGCUUCCCACAUGGACCCGUCUGUGCUGCCCCCCGGUGGUGUGCUGCGUGUGGUGGUGGACAACAUGAUGUAUCCUGUCAGUCUGGAUGCUCUCUGUCAGAUCUUCUCCAAAUUCGGCACAGUGUUGAGGAUCAUCAUCUUUACGAAGAACAGUCAGUUCCAGGCUCUUCUUCAGUACCCCGACAGCUCAACCGCGUACGCUGCUAAAAUGUGUCUGGAUGGUCAGAACAUCUACAACGGCUGCUGCACGCUGAGGAUCAACUACUCCAAGCUGAGCAGCCUGAACGUCAAGUUCAACAACGACAAGAGUCGAGACUUCACCAGACCGCACCUCCCCGGCGGAGACAUAGACCACCCCCGCAUGGCCGCCGCCACCUUUGCUCCGGGCAUCGUGUCGGUCACGCCCUACUCCGCCCCGCCCCGCGCCUUCCCCCCUGCCUUCACUUUCCAGCCUGCAGGGCUGACGUUCCCCGGGACCGCCAGGCCGCCCUACGCCCCGCCGCCCGGCUGGCGCUCCGUCCUGCUGGUCGGCAACCUCCACCCCGAGAGGGUGACGCCCCAGUGCCUCUUUAUUCUCUUUGGCGUGUACGGCGACGUGAUGCGUGUGAAGAUCCUCUUCAACAGGAAGGAUAACGCGCUGGUGCAAAUGGCCGACGCCACGCAGGCGCAGCGCGCCAUGUGCCACCUGAGCGGGCAACGCCUGCACGGCAAGCCCCUGCGCGUGACACCAUCCAAACACGCCAGCGUGUGUUUGCCUCGCGAUGGGCACGAGUGUGAAGGUCUGACUCGAGACUUUAGCUGCUCACCGCUGCACCGUUUCAAGAAGCCCGCCUCCAAGAACUACGCCAACAUCUUCCCGCCCUCCGCUACGCUGCACCUGUCCAACAUCCCGCCCUCGGUGCUGGAGGACGACCUGACGGCCAUCUUCUCCAGCGCCGGCGCUCGUGUGCUCGACUUCAAGUUCUUUCAGAAGGACCACAAGAUGGCGCUGAUCCAGAUGGGCUCAGUGGAGGAGGCCACGGAGUCGCUGAUCCUGUUCCACAAUCACGACCUCGGCGACCAUCACCACCUUCGGGUGUCCUUCUCCAAGUCGGCAAUCUGAAAAGAAAAAAAAAAAGAAGGGGGGGGGACGCUUUGCGUUUCACUUUUGACCUUUGACUCUUGGAUUGCCGCGGCCCGGGGCAUCUCAUCACACCUGACGCUCGCCUGCAAACUAUUUGCUUGACUGGACAGACAACCAUCGAGUUACAAGACUUACUUUUUGUUACAUCUCAGCCCAUAUUGAUUGUACUAUACGUACGAGUAGCUUUGUAGGCCUGUAGGUACUAGUAGGGCUACAACUAACGAUUAUUUUAAUAAUCGAGUCGUCUGGCGAUAUUUUUUUUCGAUGAGUCGGACAAAAGAAACUUUUUAAUUUCCAUCCCUUUAUUCAAAAACAGGAAAUGAUUUUAAACGGAAAGUGCAGAAAAUGCACAAGCAUAAAUUGAUGAUGAUGAUUAGCAUCGGUCAGAAAAUCAGCAAAAAUGUUGAUUGUUUACCAAAGUAAAAGCAGAUGUUUGCAAAUAUCUCAUUUGGGGGGGAAAAAAGAAAUUUGAGAGGCAGAAAUCAUAAUUUGGACAAUUUUAAGUUUAACAUCUCAAAUCGAUUAAUCAUUGAAAUAAAAUUGUUGUUAGUUGCUGAUUAAUCGAUGAAUUGUUGCACUACUAGUUAAUGGUGUAACUUUUUAGUUACUUUUGACCUCAAACAUCAUAAGUGGUUAUCUUCAUAGUUACUUGUCAGGCAUAACUAGUUACUAUACUUAUCAAAGUUACUGUAGUUACUUGCCAGUCAGCCGUGACUAGUUGCUAUGGUUACGAGUAAUUUCUUAGUUACCUGUCAGGCCUAACUAGUUAUUUGUGUAGUUACUUGUAACUUGUUACAUACUUGUCAGUCUUGCUGGAGAGCAUUGAGGUGACGCGGUGCCUUAUGAUUAUGAUCCUCAUCAUAAUUGUAACUUGUUCGCCUGUUUUCACGUCUGCGCAAUAUUUGCCUCGUACAAUCGCGUCCAAACCAAAAAGUUACGUGACAUUCCACUGCCGCUCUCUCUCGCGGUGCCUUCGAGACGCCGUCAGACAAUUGGAAAACACAAGGCGUGUCCCUAAGCACCGGAGCGUUUGCGCCGCUAACGUUUCUUAGCACGCCUGCCGUGUUCGCGGUGUGGCUGCUAGUGUCGCAUUUCUUUGUUUAGUUACGAGUAGCACGUUCAGGUGCGCUGCUAUUGCUAAUAAAAGUGUGCUAACAUAUUUAA
Molecule: messenger RNA, 3107 nt
Organism: Phycodurus eques (leafy seadragon)
Lineage: Eukaryota; Metazoa; Chordata; Actinopteri; Syngnathiformes; Syngnathidae
Gene: ptbp1b
Product: polypyrimidine tract binding protein 1b
Exons: 15
Coding region: 384-1922 (512 amino acids)
Biological process (GO): mRNA processing; regulation of RNA splicing; regulation of cell differentiation
Cellular component (GO): nucleus
Molecular function (GO): mRNA binding
Source: RefSeq, a predicted model, not a curated record